AUGAUAUCAAGAUCCAAAGUGGAACACAUUGUUUGUUUAGCUUUGAAUGGUAUCAAUAUCGUAUUCUAUCUGCUGAUCAUUACGGCUGUCAUUUUCAAAUGUAUUCAAGGCAAUUUUGCAGAUAUUGUGAUGGGCAUCUACGGCAUUGUGAUAGCUGCUCUUUUGGUAGUAAAUGAAAUGCGGGAAUUCCAGUUCUCGUCGACCUACUUUUACUUUUUAUCGACAUACAGAGGAAGAGGCCUUACGAUGAUAUUCUUUGGAUGUCUAGUGCUCGAUACAGGCAUUAUCAACAUUGUCGUAGGUACACUAGUACUAGCGACAGGCCUACUGUAUGUCAUCAUGUCCUUUUUAUCCCAUUUCCCUCAACCCAAUCCCAUCACCAUCAACUGGAGAAAUUGGAAUGACUUUUCCGCCGAGGGAUUAGAUCUACCACAUCCUCGAAACAUGAACAACACUGUAGUGAGCGAAAUGCAUGAACGACUCAAAUCACCAGCGCCUAUUUUAUUGAGCCAGCAUCAACUACCCCUCAACGAAAUGAUACACCCACAGCAACCACCCAAAAGAAGACACUAA
Molecule: messenger RNA, 573 nt
Organism: Mucor velutinosus
Lineage: Eukaryota; Fungi; Mucoromycota; Mucoromycetes; Mucorales; Mucoraceae
Exons: 4
Coding region: 1-573 (190 amino acids)
Source: RefSeq, a predicted model, not a curated record